GGUUUGCUUGCAAACCGCCAAUAAACACAAUAAAAAGUAGAAGAAGAAUAAAAAGAAGAAUGUGAUGUCUGCCUGUUGAUGGAUAUUUCAUAGGCUUUUGUCCAGAAGCAGCAGCGAAUAUGUAGUGGCAUAAUGCGUUACAGCGAGCCAUUUAAUGUUUUGCAAUGUCGGGGAUUACGUUAACGUUAGCUUUAACGUUAGCUAAAUUUCACUACUAGAGGAGCGUCUUGUGUUUGUCUGCUUUUUUGCCAACUCUGCACUAAUACAACAUUUUUACCUAUUCCUACACAGAAACAACCUUAGGUUCACUGCCAACCAGUUAAUUGCUACAGCAGGUAGGUUACUUGGAUUAACAUUAAAUAGCUCAGGUUGCAAGGCGCCAAAAUAAUUAGCUAACAGUUAUUGUUAUAUAAUCGUUAUCGUCGGUCAGUCUAGUGAAGAUAGUGAGAGUUAUCAGCGCACCUACUACAUCGGUGGGUGCUGGACGUUCACUGAAGGCAUAGACCAUGCCAGGCGUUGGGCAUGUCAUCCCACACACCCCGCUGGCCAUAGACUUCUGGUACGUGCGGAAAUGUCCAGGCACCCGGCUGUUUUUCCUGUCCCACAUGCACAGCGACCACACGAUGGGUUUGACUUCCACCUGGAGCAACCGGCCCAUCUACUGCUCACCAACCACCGCCAGGCUGCUCAGACUCAAACUGCAGGUGAAAGAAAAGUGGAUUCAUCCUCUAGAGGUGGGUGAGCCAUCCCUGCUGCCACUGGAUGACAUUGGCAAGGAGAGGCUGACUGUCACCCUGAUAGAUGCCAACCACUGUCCAGGCGCCGUCAUGUUUCUCUUCGAAGGCUACUUUGGCUCUAUACUCUACACUGGCGACUUCAGAUAUUCUCCGUCGAUGCUGCGUGAGCCAUGCCUGAGGGCAAACACCACUAUAGAUGUUCUGUACCUGGACACCACCAACUGUGACCCAAACCGCACCCUGCCCUCCAGACAGCAAGCCACUCAGCAAAUCAAAGAGAUCAUCCGUGGCUACCCCAACCACGAUGUUGUCAUAGGUCUGUAUACACUUGGAAAGGAGACCCUGCUGGUGGAGCUGGCAAUAGAGUUUCAAACUUGGAUUGAGGUGACCUUUGAGAGAAUAGAAACCCUCAAAGUUUUGGAGCUGCCUGAUGUUUUCACUACUGACCGAGGAGCGGGUCGUAUCCGAGUAGUGAACCGGUCAGGCGUCUGUCGUGCCGCUGUGGACAAGUGGAACCAAGAACAACCCACGUUGGCCAUCUUGCCCACCAGCAGGCCCCUGGUCUCCUUGCACCCCAUGCAUGUGGUGCCCUACUCUGACCACUCCUCUUAUCAAGAGUUGGAGGAGUUUGUCUUUGCACUUAAACCUACUUCUCUGGUACCCAUUGUAGGAAACUGUGUACCUGGAAGUCUCUCUGCCUUAAUACCAGGCAAAAAGCGUCAUGAAAUCCUUGUGCCUCAGUCAGUCCAACGCUACAUGCUAAGAGAGUCUGAGAGCCUCCUUAGAUCAACAGCAUACACUCGCCAUUACUACAGACAUGUCCGACCUCUUUCCCCAAAAGGGGUGGUGUUUGAGCAGGAGUCUGCUGAGGGAGAGAUGGACACAGAAAAUAGUGAAAAUGACUCUGACUGUAUCUUAGUGACAUGUGAAAAUGACUCUGACUGUAUCUUAGUGACAUGAGCAAGAAGCUCACCCCUAAC
Molecule: messenger RNA, 1717 nt
Organism: Monopterus albus (swamp eel)
Lineage: Eukaryota; Metazoa; Chordata; Actinopteri; Synbranchiformes; Synbranchidae
Gene: dclre1b
Product: DNA cross-link repair 1B
Exons: 4
Coding region: 507-1697 (396 amino acids)
Biological process (GO): double-strand break repair via nonhomologous end joining; telomere maintenance; interstrand cross-link repair
Molecular function (GO): 5'-3' DNA exonuclease activity; damaged DNA binding
Source: RefSeq, a predicted model, not a curated record